GAUGCGCCCUCAAGUCUGAGAGCGUCGAGCGUGACGGGUGCAGCGGAAAGGGCGGUAGGGGGAGAAAGGGAGAGGGAGUGGGAGGCCGAAAUAGCGCGUUUGGCGGGACCGAUGCCAAACCUAGAGCCAGUCGACGACGCGGAGUGCGCGCCAUGGAAACAACCACCGACGACGCGGAAGACGACCGCCUCCUGGACAGGCGGGUCAGCAAGGCCGUCGAAGAGGAACAGGCCUUCCUCGAGUACAUUGCCUCUCUGCCGGCCAUGUCCUCCGAGAAUGUGGAGGCGUUCAACCGGAAGGAACAGCCCGUUGAUGCACAACAAGAGACGGUCGGCGGUUUGGAGACGCUCGACAACCUCUACAAACUCAUGGAGCACCUGGGUCGUCUGCGCCGCCAAAACUCCAAGCUACAAAAGCGACUACACUACCUGGAGAACACUGAACCCGACUGCGACGAGGUGUCUCGCAGCAGAAGGUACAGUUCCAAGACGAAAACGCUCACCCGAACAGUGUCCAAGGACGAUGCGAAUGUGACGACCACCGUCAAGAGCAAAGUGUCCAAGUGGACGAAAGUGAAGGAGGCGUUUCGGUGGGAGAAGGCGUCGGGAGGGGUGCUGCUCCCGGAGGCGGCAUCGCAGGACAGUGGCCUUGGGGGCGGCGACUUCCACCUUCGGCCUCCGGGUGAUCGCAGCUCGCACAGUGUCAGUCCGGCCGAGUCCGUGCUCAGUGGACCGCCCCCACCUUCACUCUCCACCUCCGAGGAUGAACUGGAGCUCGAUCUCAGUGAUUGUGGACAGAAGAGAAGGAGGUUGAGCGUGGAGAAGAACGUUCAUUUGGGCGUGGAGGAGGAUGAGACUCGACGGAGCAAGUCUUUGGAUGGCGAAUCCAUUGAGAGUACCAGCGGAACUACCGAUCAUCACCAAACACACUCAAAAGAGAACCGAUCGAGUCACAUGUCACAGAAAGUGCAUAAAACUCCGUGGAGUAAGGUGAAAGACAUCAUUCAAACUCGAACUGGAAGCAUAAAAAAGAAGAAAGGAGCAGAAGCUGAUGCCGAUGAAGAGGGUCCAGUUGAUACAAUGGAGGGAGAAGACCGGGAAUACGAGUUCAAUAACUUCGAAUUUGUGUUGAGUGAGGAGGCUGCGGACGCCAACAGUGAGGCUACAUCACUAAGGAUGGCCAAUACAUGCAACAGGAAUAAGAGGUUAGCGCCAGUGUUGACAAUUACGCUACCUUCAACGGAGGAGCUGAGACCUCCAGACACCAAAGCUGGCGUGAGUCCGACACCCUCUAUCAAGAACGGCAAACCGCCACCUAGUCCGCAGGUUGAGGACAAGCACAACAGGACCUUGAUGAGGCAGAAAACGCUCGACGAAAUGCCAUCCAAGGAGCACUACAAGAAGCAGGUCAGUCCCUAUUACAAUGAAUCUUCUUUCAAUAACUUCGAAUUUGUGUUGAGUGAGGAGGCUGCGGACGCCAACAGUGAGGCUACAUCACUAAGGAUGGCCAAUACAUGCAACAGGAAUAAGAGGUUAGCGCCAGUGUUGACAAUUACGCUACCUUCAACGGAGGAGCUGAGACCUCCAGACACCAAAGCUGGCGUGAGUCCGACACCCUCUAUCAAGAACGGCAAACCGCCACCUAGUCCGCAGGUUGAGGACAAGCACAACAGGACCUUGAUGAGGCAGAAAACGCUCGACGAAAUGCCAUCCAAGGAGCACUACAAGAAGCAGGUUUCUAGCAGUAGUGCAGGUACUUCACCACCAACUCCAAGGAGAAAAUCAAAGUGGUCCAAAGUGAAGAACGCUUUCUUGACGUCGACGCCCUCUCCCGAAGAAAUCACAGCGCAUUUCUCCAAUUCAACACCGUCCAGCCCAAUUAAUAAAUGCACCAGCUUUCUCUAUGACUUAGAGUCAGAUGAGCUAAGCAGCAGCGAAUUCAUUGACGAGAAUCUGCAGGAGAACAAUGACAACGUGUUCAUCGAACCCGCCGACGACAGGGGCCAACAGACCACUGCGCAGAAGAACCUUGCAGACCUGCAUUUGCGAUUCAGCAACGAGUUCCACCAGAAGCUCAGUGAAUGGGAACGAAUACGCAACUCAGGGAUAGGGAUUAGUUCGCCACCAAGCGCGGGCAAAGUGAGUGCCAGUGGACUGUCAAGUGGUACGUCCAGUGUGGGCGAGGAGGACAAGAGAGAUAGAAGGAGAGCGGAUGAGUGGGAUAAAGCGAAAAGUUGCAGGAAGAGAGAAUCACUGGCGUUGCAGCAGUUGGGGGAAGAGAAUCUGUCACCUGAUUUCAAGAAGAAACUGGAGCAGUGGGAGAGGAUUAAGGCAGUUCCUGUAUCACCAACACAGGAAUCCACUCCACAACUGCAGUCGAAAAAGAAGAUAACAGAUUGGCAGCGGUGGAGACCUGGGAGUAGCAGCACAAAAAACGAUACCCACAACGAACUCCCAGAAGAAUUUUCCAAACGACUCCAGGACUGGGAUCGGAUGAAGCAUGGCACAUCAGUGGACUGCGACCCAACUCAAAAACCCGCCAACCGCACUCCAAGUCCCGGUGUGUCGCAUGACCUUGUUUUCGAACACAAGUCGAGGAAAAUACAGCAUCGUCUCUCCGAAACUAAGGAAAAGUGGGCUGACACGGGACACAAAGUUUUGAAAAGCAAGAGUCAUCACGAAGUGAAAGAGCUCGCUUGGCUGGAGAAGGAGCUGCACAAAAUCGAGAGAGAAAAACAGAGGCUGGAAAGAGAGAGGGAUAAAUACUUGGAGAGAGAAGCAAGACUACAGAAAAUGAGACGGGCCAUCGGUUCAACUCAACAGAAACAAGAAGUUGUCAUUCCAACAUCCACCGGAGUAUUCCGCUUCGAAGGCAUUUCGCAAAAAUUCACCAAGAAAUUGUAUGAAUGGGAGAAAGCGAGAGGAAUCGGCCCCGAAGCUUCCACUAUAGCUUUGCUAGAUCCCGGAUAUAAACCUCAGAGUGGGGAAUCCAUUUCAGGAGAAACCAUAAAGAAGAAUGGAGCUCUACUUCUGAGGUCAAAAUCCAUGGGAAGCGUGGUGGAUAUAGCUGGUGGAGGAGGUUGUCAAACAUCUGUUAUCACUCACCAGCCUUCCAGUCUAUCACUGAACAACAUGGAAGAAAUAGGAAACACUCAGAUCAUCGGUCAAGAUCCAGACUCCUGUUUAUCAGACAAGGAGGAAGACUACGGCAUGGAUGAGUAUGAGGACGGGGACGAGCCGGGGGCGGUGAUAGUGGACAUCGAGGACGUCGUCGAGGAGACCGCCUCGCCAUUGGCCGAGCCACCCGCGGUCCACACUGAGAUUCCCGUCUACUGCUACGCCCCGGCCGAAGUUACCAGGCUCAUUGAUUCUAGUGGCAGUGAAAAUGAGUUGUCAAACGAGAACGUACAAUCCAGCUACUGCAUAUUACAAGAGAAUAUAGACUUAUUAGAUGAACUGAAGAAGAAAGAAGAUAUUUGCAGGAGAAUUGAAAUUCGAAUGGAAAAUAUAGAGGAAAAAAUGCAAAGUACAGCCAACUACCGGGAGAAAAAGCUUGAGAGUUUGAGUAUGGAUGAACAAAACAUGGAUAAAGUCCAAUGUGAUCCUGGACAAGGUGAAGUUGCUGAGAUGCAUGACAUCAAAUCACAGUUGAAAAUUCUUGACGAUGAUCAAGAAGCACUGAAACAAGAGGAGGAAACGUUACAGUACUCUUUCGUGGAGCACAGUGAGCAGCAAGCAAUGCUGGCACAAAGCCUAGUUGACAACAUGAGACAACUGCAGGAGGUGAACAAUUGCAUGUCUUCCAAGCAGGAACCUCCCGACUCCCCAAGGAGGAGCUCUGACGAUCGUCAAGAGGAAGCUCUAUCCAAAGUUCAAGAUCUCACAGGCCAGCUACUCACAAUGGCGGAACGCUUAGAGGAAAUUGUCGGGGAGAGGAACAAGGAAAUUUCAAGGCUGAGGGAAACAGUAUCUCUAAAUAGUGCAAGACGACCAUAUCUGUCUAAACAUUCUCUCUCUACAGAUUCCAUUACUAUGCCACCUACAUCUAGUUCUUCAAUUGGUAGACUACCCCGACAAAGUUCAGAGGAGUUGAGUCAAUUGCCGACUAUGCUCACCAGCAAAGUUCUCGAGCUCAAACGAGGACUCACCUACCUCUGCGCAGUAUCAGAUGCAGCAGUGCGAGCAGUGAGUCGAACUUGCAAUGUAAAUGAUGAUAAACCAACGAAUUUAGAUCCUACCGGUGAUAUUACAACAGUCUCAGAGUUAUGUCAGGGAAAUCAUGAAACAGGAAAUGCUUUGAACAAGAAACCUGAUGAUAAGGACGAAAGAGAAUCGGGAUUGAAGAGUAACUACGAAGAUCAUCUCAUUGUGGGAUGCCUAACUCUUCCUGCUUUGAGAUUGAGGAAGGAUGGUAAUAGGCAGGAGUUUGCCAUAGAAAAUGAGAGCAAAAAGCUGAUAUCGGGAGCUAUUACUGAGUCUACACCACUAGAAAUAGCACAUGACAGCGCAGGAAGUAAUCCAGAAUGUGGAUCACCCAAAAACCAAAUGAAAAGCAUUGACAUGGGGUCAGGAAAUACAGACGAGAGUGAACAAAAAUCGAAAAAAGGAGUAAAGAUGAAAAUAGAGAGACAAUCAUCGAUAGAUAGCAGUAGAAGAACAAGGUUUGCUGAAUGCACUAAGGGUGAAAGUGAACCAGCAGUAAGUUAUAACAUUAGAAGCAGGAGAUUGAAGAGAGAAACCAGCAAUGAAAGUAGGUUAAAAUAUGAAGAGGAAAGAAGAAGAGAGUCAUCAUUGAAAGGUGGAACACAAUCUGAAGGUAGAUUAGGAGAGGAGACUCUGAAACUGCAUAUCACAGAAUCUGAGGGAAAUGAUAGGUCAACGUCAAAAUUGGAAGAGACAAGUAAUAAAAAAGACUUGGAAGUAGCAUCGUCGGUGACAGAAUCAGUCGCACACUGCAGCACAGUUGAUAUGAAUAAAAGUUGUCAAGUAUCAGCGACUGCGGCAAAUAGUGAGCCAGUAGAUGUUUUCGUUCCAACAACGAGAAAAAUUUUCUCCCCCGUAAGGCGAGAUAGCAAAGGCAAAGCCUCGUCAGUUAUAAGUUACAUAGUACGGGAAAAUGCACCAUCGGAACAAGUACCGUUAUCGCCUAGACGUGUGAGAAGAAGAAAUGAACAGGAAGACAAAACGAAAAUACAAAAUAAGAAGGUAGAUGAAGAAGAGGAAGAAAAUAAAAGGGAGAGUAUAAAUUUUGUUAUGCCACCGUGUUGGAUCCUGCGGGAAACCAGAGCUCAAUCUGCUUCUCCAGCUCUGCAACGGCGUCAUUUUCCUGUCCCAAGAAGUAGAGAGAAACAAACGGAGCCUGAUCUAAUUCCAAAAACGAGGAAAAAUGUUGAAUUGAAGAUCGAGGAAGGUGAACAGACAUCUAGUCAAGGUCAGUCUACCCCAGUUCCUGAUGAAUCACUCGCACAUAAAAGCAAUAAUUUACAAGUGAGGAAUAGUGAAGUGCAGGGAAACAAAUUUGGAAACUAUGGGACUCUUACUUCUCCAACUCCCCCUACUCCUCCUCUAGCAAAAAAGUACUCAGUACCGAAUAGGGAAACUCCUAGCAGUGAUUCAAUGGACAAGAAUACAAGUGAAGUGAAACCUUUAAGAAAAUCAAGAACCGAGAUAGGAUUUCCACCCAUAUCCCCAAUUCCAGGCAGAAGAGAGGUGAAAUUGUCGAAGGAAACUGCUCCCAGUAUACGAAUGAUAAUAGCUAGAUACAACCAGAAAGUGUCAGAAAGUCAGGAAAUGUUGGGUUCGAAAUCACCGGACAGCGGCAGUGGCUCUCCCCUCCCCUGGAGGUCGCCGGGAGCCGAGAGGAGGGUUCGCGUUCAGAUGGAGAAGUACCAGGAUGAAGUGAGGCGAGCUCUCCAGGGAAGUGAGGGCAGAAAGCACCACCAUUUCUGCGGCGAAGUGAAGAAGUCAGCUAGUGCAAGUUUUAUUAGAACGUUUGAUAAAGGGAGCGCACAAGAUCGCUUCGGUAGGAGACCUUCUGACAGUCUAUCUGAGAGACAGACUUCGGAAAUGAGGUACAAUGGAAUAUUGAAGUCUUCCAGUGCCGGCUCCAUUAAGCCUGCAACUCCUGUUCCUCAGAGACGUGAGGCAACAACGCCUCAAACAUUAAUAUUAGAAACUACAGCCACAACAACACACAUUCCACCAUCAACACCUCCAGCACAGACUCAACCUUCUGAGAAUCCGGUACUUGAUACAGAUAUGCAGACUGUUACAAGCGUAUUGGAGAACCAAUGCAUUGAAGAGAAAGUAGGUAGGGAAAGUAGAGUAGUUUGUAGUGCUGAGCCGUCAGGAUCAAGGGCGUUGAGGAUAAAGAAAGCAAAGGAGGAGUUUUUGUCGAGGGGACCUGGUGGUGUGAGUACAAAUGCCGAAGUUAGAUGUGAAGCAGUAACACCUAGCACUUCGGAGUGUGUUACGCCCAGCGAGGGUGCGACGAGUUGGUCCAAGGAGAAAAGUAGACUAAGCAGAGUGAGUUGUGAGAGUGAGGCCAGUUGCGACGAGGGCAUUCUAGUGAGUGGAGAGGAGCACAGACAGCCAUUCGAUUCGCGACUGCUGGUGAAGUCGGCCAGUGCCGGCAUGAUCAACAUAGACUCGCAGUCAUUCGCCAGCACCCUGCCCGAGUCGACGAGCAACUCCAGUGUUCCGAGCGAGCAAGGCGCCUCGGCGACGACCUCAACCAAGCCACGGUUCGCGUUCUCCAACAUCGCGUCGCGAUUCAGGAAAGUGAAAAUGCGUCGCCACAAGGAGAAGGAACGCGACAAAAUGGAGACCGUUUCGACGCUGUGCAGACAGAGCCUCGUGGUUGACAUUGAGAAACGCAAGGCGACCGACAAAGUGUCCAGCAAGAGCUGUCCCUCGUCACCCGUGCUCCACAAACGCGAGUCCAAUUCUAGCUGGAGUAUCAGUCCCCGACGAAUUUUCAAACCGAAAUGAAAAGUACUUCUAGAACAUUGCAUAAGUGUCACAUCUAUAAUUUAUAUUUAAAAAAACUAAAUCCAAAAAAGAGUUUUGUACAUGAAUAUAGAGUUUAUAUUUGAGAUUAAACUGCUUCUCAAUAUUGUAA
Messenger RNA from Nilaparvata lugens (brown planthopper), 7119 nucleotides. RefSeq lists its product as uncharacterized. The transcript is spliced from 18 exons. The coding region runs from base 153 to 6989 and encodes 2278 amino acids. The record is from RefSeq and is a predicted model, not a curated record. Lineage: Eukaryota; Metazoa; Arthropoda; Insecta; Hemiptera; Delphacidae.